Molecule: messenger RNA, 1602 nt
Organism: Gilbertella persicaria
Lineage: Eukaryota; Fungi; Mucoromycota; Mucoromycetes; Mucorales; Choanephoraceae
Product: coth protein-domain-containing protein
Exons: 4
Coding region: 1-1602 (533 amino acids)
Source: RefSeq, a predicted model, not a curated record
AUGGCGGUUUUGAUAGAUCAAGGCCUUCGUCCGUAUUUGUUGAGUCUGGACAAGGCAGAUCAGUCUCGUAUUCUUUAUUCUGGAAAAGCUCCUGUCGCUUUGAAAGGCUACAGUUAUGCUGUUGUUGAUACAGAUACGGGCUCGAUUAUUGAAAGAGAACCUUUUACAAGAAACCCUAUUAACAUGGAUACUCUGAAUGAAUUUUAUAGUCGUACGUGGAAUACAUUUUCUAUUUCUCGUUUACCGUCCCUGUUUUCAAAACUGCAAUCCAUCAACCAGAUAGAUAGUGAUCUGCAUCAAUAUGACCAGAUACCUACACUUCAUUUAUUUGGAGAAGAAACAGACGUUAACAAGAUGCAUAACAACAUUUCAUCCGACAUAGAAAUUUCUUUGGGACUCACAUAUAUUGGAGUGAAGGACGUCAAGAACUUUGGACAUGUUAAAGUCAAAAUCAGCGGCCGUGGCACAAGAUACUCAACAACAAAACCCUCUUAUAAGAUCAAACUAGCAAAAACAGACAAUCUGUAUGGCAAUCGCGCCAUAAAGCUUCGCUCUCUUCAGACUGACCCUUCUUUUGUCAGAGAAAAAUUGUAUUAUGACUUGCUUGAGUCGGUAGGACUUGCUUCUAUUCAAUCCUCGUAUGUGAGAGUAUUUAUCAACAAUAAAUCCUAUGGUCUAUUUGGGCUUCAAGACAUUCCUAACGAAACGUGGAUUGAUAACAAGUUUCAUCAUGGAAGUCACCAGAAUAACAUUGUUUUCUACGGUGGAACAUGCAAUGCAACAUUGGAUUAUCUAGGAGAAAACGAAUCGGCGUAUCAAGAAAUUAAGUGCAAGCCAUUCUAUGAUCCAGUAUAUAAGAUCAAGUCGAAAGGGUCUCGUAGUUUUGUUAAAUUGAUAGAUUUUACAAGGUUUAUUGAUCAAAUGUCAGCAAACAGCACGGCCGCUUCUUGGAACAAGUAUAUGGAUAUAGAGAGCUUUAUCAGAAGUGUAUCGUUAGAAGUAGUAUUGGGAAAUGCUGAUGGUUAUUUGCUGUCAGCACACAACUUUUUGCUUUAUUCCAAUCCAAAACAACAUGGUCAGUUCAUUUUUAUACCUCAAGACGCAGACAUGUCACUUGGAAGAACAUUUACCAUUUCCGCAGUUGAUCUGCUCAAAUGGUUUGAUUUGAAGUAUUUAAUCGAAAGAAUCUCGUUUCCGUUGUUCCGUAAGAUUAUGGUUGUGUCUGAACUUAGGGAACUGUUUCUGCAAACAACUAUAAAAAUUGCUCGUGCUGUCAGUAGUGCCUCGUUUAUGAAUUAUGUAGAUAGCAUCGCUGAAAUGAUUAGCCAAGAUGUCAAUUGGGACUUGACAAUUCCUCGAAAUUAUACAGGAGGCUAUCCAACAGAUAUCAGACAUAUGAAUGAUGCUGGCUUAUUUCAGGAGUCACUAAAAGUAGCACUCCCCUUAGACUUGAUCAAAGACUAUUAUGCAAGCAUAAUACACCCUGUUUCGUUCAAGACAGCUAUCGAUGAGCCUAUCUACAAUCAUUUGACACUGAUAGGAGUCAAACAAUGGAUCAAAGAGUCGAGCAAUAGUAUUAUGAGUUUCAGUAAAACACUAUGA